Molecule: messenger RNA, 675 nt
Organism: Astyanax mexicanus (Mexican tetra)
Lineage: Eukaryota; Metazoa; Chordata; Actinopteri; Characiformes; Acestrorhamphidae
Exons: 4
Coding region: 1-675 (224 amino acids)
Source: RefSeq, a predicted model, not a curated record
AUGGCUCUGAUCAUUCUGCUCUUUCUCCAUCUGAUUCUGGGAGUUUAUCCUCAGAAUGUUCCUCAGCCCUUUCUCUCAGUGUCUCCUGCAGUUAUCACACAGAAUGGUUCAGUAAUGCUGGACUGUGGAGUUGAUAAUGAAGAGUAUCAGUGUUAUUUCUAUCCAAAGGGUCAAAAUACAAAUUUUGAAUUCUCCUCAUCCUGUCAGCUCUCACUCACUGGAUCUGAACUGAUGUUGUGGACGGGACGACGCUCUGGUUCACCUGAACCGGUUAACAUAGUUUGUUUCUACAGUAAGAAAGCAACAGCAGGUCCUAAACCUUCUGAUCACUCUGCCCCAGUUGCUGUGGUGAUUCUGGAUCAGAAACCAACAAUAAGUGUUCAAUAUGAUUUUCAAGGUGAUGAGUUUAUAGCUGUGUGUGAAAUACGGCUGUCACGGUCAGUAAUUGCUGAAUUUAGCUGUCAGCUCUACACUGGAGACCUGCUGUUCCUGAAGGCUGAAUCUCAGAAGUCUGGCUUUGAAAAGUUGAGCUGUAUUUUUACAGCUUCUAAAAAUGAUCUUUUCAGUCGUCUACACUCAGCCAAGAGCAGAGAAGUGAGCUGUGAUUAUUCUCUAAAAUCUGACCCGUCUACCCGCUCUCCAAGGAGUGACAAAUACGAUAUAUCAGAUACUUAA